AUGCUCGAUGGCACGGGCUUUGAGUAUAGAUUGGAAUAUAUGACACAAGCCAUCCAGGAGGCGUUUAAGAAGGCGACAAGGAAAGUGAGUACCGCGAACCGAUCAGGCACUCAGGGCUUGGCCGCACGGAGGAACGACUGGUGGGAUGGUGAGCUUCGCGAUAUCCGCUCAGAGCUGAAGCGAGCGGAGCGUAGAAGAGACCAACCAGAGAAAACUAGAUUGAGGAAGCUAUACAGAGAUACGAUUGUGAGAAAGAAGUCGGAAGCACUGGAGAAGGCGCUCGACUUCAUGGACAGCAACCUCACAGGGCAGGACAUCUUCAAGGCAUUUCGGACGAAGUCGCCAUAUGAGCCCCUGGCCCCCUUGGAAGGAUGCACGGAUAUGGAGCAGUCAGCAGACUUGAUUGCGGAUCAGUACCUUGGGAAUCUACUAGAUACCCCAUCUGUCGCGAGGGCACCACAGCACACUGAGCACGGCAGAGAUGACAGAGACGAUACCGGCGUAACCUUCACCGCUGAGGAUGUUACUCGGGUGUUGCACAAAAGGAAAGAUAAGUGGGAUAAGAGCCCGGGCAAGAAUGGGAUAAGGCUGAGACACCUAGGCCUUGCGCCUAAAUGGGUGCUCGAAUGCAUAGCAGAACUAGUCUCAUACUCGGUUAACACAUGCCAUGUCGCUGCAGCUUGGAAGGCUUCCAAGGUAGUUUUAUUGAAGAAGAGUGGGAGGCCAGCAAAUCAGGUUAAAAGCUUGCGCCCUGUAUGUCUCAACUGCUGCAUCGGAAAGGUAGCAGAAGCCCUGGUUGCUGAACACCUAGCAGGCCAGUUGGAAAGGGUCAGUAGAUCGGGUACGCAGUUCGGCUUCAUCAAGGGAGGAUGCACGGAAGAUCUGGUCAGAGAGGUCAUGAAGUUUCAGUUGGCAUCCAAAAAAUGGAUCACAGUGAGUCUCGACUUCUCGGACGCAUUCGGAUCAAUCGCACACGAUAAGAUCCAUGAGGUAUUGAUCCAGCGGGGUACGAAUAGGAGGAUUGUUAACUGGAUCUCUAACUGGAUGCACCUGAGACGGAUGGAGAUGAAGGUUGGGAAUAUACAGAGACAGAGGGUGAGAGACACCGGGAAGGGAUGCCCACAAGGGGCCAUUUUGUCGCCGUUGAUCUUCGCUACAGUGGUACAUAAAAUCUGUGAGGAAUGUUCCGAAGAAUUGGAAAGAGUGCUGCCCAACU
Perkinsus marinus ATCC 50983 is the source of this 1216-nucleotide messenger RNA. RefSeq lists its product as hypothetical. The transcript has a single exon. The annotation marks the transcript as partial. The record is from RefSeq and is a predicted model, not a curated record. Lineage: Eukaryota; Perkinsozoa; Perkinsida; Perkinsidae.